Messenger RNA from Cantharellus anzutake, 1404 nucleotides. RefSeq lists its product as uncharacterized. NCBI's taxonomy places the organism in Eukaryota, Fungi, Basidiomycota, Agaricomycetes, Cantharellales, Hydnaceae. The transcript is spliced from 2 exons. Bases 1 to 1404 code for a protein of 467 amino acids. The record is from RefSeq and is a predicted model, not a curated record.
AUGAUGCACCUCACCAAACCUUCCUUUCCUUCAGUAAAAAUCAGUCAUUUUGCAUCAACACCCUCUUUGGAUACUGGCGUCAUAGUGCCUCGCUCGCUGGGCCAGCCCACAAAUGAAGGUAUCGGUGGUCAGUUCAAGCCAAUAUUGCGAUAUCCAUCCAUUAUUUCAUUCAGCGGAGACAGCCAGGCAACAGGAGCCGACGGGUCAGACUCUGAAUUUGAUUUCCCAACAACCAGUGAAAAGUCACCUCCACAACGCUGUCUUGUAUUUCGCGACACUGCUCGUUUGUUUCGCGGCUCCCGAACCCGGGAAACUCACGUUGAACAUCACGGUGCUAAACACUUGAACAUUCAACACGUUUCUCCCAUUCUGGUUUCAAUCUCGGCGACUACCGCUCCAAAAAGCAAAUUCUUCUUGGCGCAUGACCAUCACUUGUGCGGCAACCCUACCCCCCCACAGUUCAAGAUGGGCGGCACCAUGAAGAGGUUCAUACGUCGCGCGACUGCCAAGCUCUGGUUCAGAAAGCGUUCCGCGCGACCCACAACCCCAGUUCCUCGUUCUCAUCACCACUCUAUUCACUCGCCAGAUGGCUCGCGCUCUUCCGUGGGGGAGCCCAAUACCUCAUCCCCAAGGGUUGAUACGACGGUUGAUGUUCAACCGAAGCUGAGCGCCCCACCGUCUCCUCUUGGUUCGUUGCUCCAGGCCUUGUCUACUUGGAGCUUCGAGGAGACUUCUGGGUCUGAAUUCGGCGGAGACAGGUGUGGCAAAGUCGAUAAUUCAUCAUCGCCCUUGUUCGAGACUGCCCCUUCGUCCCCCGCAUUACCAGAGAUCGAAAUUGUGGAUAAAUCCGCCGAUAAGCGUGAGGAGGAAAGAGGUGUCUUGGACGCUUCCAGCAGUCAAGAUCCGGUACCCAGAAAAGGAUGGGAGACAGUCAUUCAUGACGACGGCAACAUAAACGCUGAGCGUAGCCUUUCGGACGACCCGCAAAACAUACCUCAAAUUGACAAUAAUCCUCACCCAUCCCUGGUGUUAGUGCCCUUAGCACAUGUACCAUCGCCAGCCUCAUCCCCCUCGUCCCCCUCGUCCCCCUCCGCCUUCUCGACGACUACAAGGGCCUCGACGACUUCGACGAACACAACGAUUUCCACGACCUCGAUGCCUACUCGUUUACUUAUCCCCUCUGUUGCACGCCCCGUUCCCCCCACUAAGCCCUCAAACCGAGUAUCCAUCUUUCGCCGUUUCAUCUCUUCCUCGGCGAAAAAGAAGAAACCUAGCGUCGUGAAGGCUUAUCCGCCUCCCCAACCCCUCGACGUGAAGAUGCACACGAACAGCUCAAUCACCCAGCGGCUGAUGCAUCUUGAUGAUGAUGAAUCCAAACGUUUGACCGAAAUCGCGUAUUUAUGA